This is a messenger RNA of Salvelinus sp. IW2-2015, 2084 nucleotides long. Its product is annotated as tripartite motif-containing protein 66-like. Gene Ontology annotation, molecular function: protein binding. NCBI's taxonomy places the organism in Eukaryota, Metazoa, Chordata, Actinopteri, Salmoniformes, Salmonidae. The record is from RefSeq and is a predicted model, not a curated record. Gene Ontology annotation, cellular component: chromatin.
UCCAGAGUCCCAGAGGAUUCUGGGCAGUUCCUGUGUAGCCACUGUGCGUCUGGAGCGUCUGAGGAUCAAACUUGACCCCGGACAGUCAGUUGCCCUGUCAAUGGUACCGCCACUGGUGUCUUUGGUGUCACUGUUACGCCAACCACACUCAGUGUUGCUGACUGAGGACGCUGCGGCGCCUCUGCCGGCAGUCAUUACCCCAGAGGAGCAUGUCCAACAGACAGGGUCCAGUCUGGAUUUCCAGCAGAGUUCAACAAACAGAGAAGAGUCAUCUGGAUCAGAACCAGGGGCCUCAGGGAUGGAGCCAACACAAAUACAGGGGCCUCUCUGGACUGAACCACCACACCCUCAGGAGAGACCUGCACCCCCAUUGCCCCCUAUAGGAAAAGCACCAGAAUCAGAUCUAGUACUCGACUUGGAGUCUGAAUGUGAAUCUGAAUUGGUUCCAGGUCUGAAAUCUGGCUCAGAUUCACUGGAAAUGGAAUCAGACCUGGAGCCAAAGUCAGAACUGAAUCUGUCAAUGGAGUUAGACCCAAAGUCGGAAUCAGAAACAAAACUGGAAUCUGAUUGGGAGCCUGCAGAUGGGGAGGACAGUGAGGGGGGUCAUGUGGGGCAGUGUGCACCUAUCGAUGGGUCUAUAGUGUCCCAGGAGCAGCCUGAGAACGAGAAAGGGGCAGCAGGGAUGGAGAGUGAGGAUUUCUGUGCGGUGUGCUUCAAUGGGGGCGACUUGCUGUGCUGCGAUGGCUGCCCUAAGGUCUACCACCUCUCCUGCCACAUACCACCCCUCCGAAGCUCCCCGCUGGGCGACUGGGUGUGCACAUUGUGCCGGAGUGACCAAGACCCUGGGGUGGGCUAUGACUGUGAGACCAUACAUCCCUCGACAGACCACCAGGGGGCAGGCACACCAUACACACUGUCCAGUCUGGACCAAAGAAGGUGUGAGAAGCUGACUCUUCUGUUGUCCAGCCACGUCCUCAGUGCUCCAUUCCAGGAGCCUGUCAGCCCACUGGCUCGUCAUUACUACCAGAUCAUUAAGAGGCCGAUAGACCUAUCAGUGAUCAGGAGGAAGCUAGACCAGAGGAACACUCUUCACUACUUCACAGCCCAGCAGUUUGUGGACGACGUCCUACUCAUGUUCAGGAACUGUGCAACUUUCAAUUACCCGGACUCUGAGGUCGCCAACGCAGGUCGUAACCUGGAGGUGUUCUUCCUGUCCAAGCUGAGGGAGGUGUUUCCCAGCCAAGCCUUCCCCACGCUGACCCAGGACAGAGCGAACAGGAACAGUCUCGCUUGGCUGAACAGGACAAGGAGGGACUACCACAGGAAGAAGAAACGAGGUCACUUCCUUGACUUCUGAGGUGGUCUGGUGUAAUGUUGUAUGGUGGCAAAACAUCUCACAUAGUUGUAUAUUUUUAAUAUUAAUUAAACCUUWGUCUGGCUAUAUCUAAAUACAUUUUUUAUAAUCAAGGAAUGUAGACAUAUGGGAACAUUUUAUUCAGAAUUUGUGUUUUACAGUCUUGUCAAAUUUGAAGUGAUUAAAUGUCUUUAUUAAACAUUUAGGGGCCAAUUGAAUCCAUUGAUGGCCACCAGAUUAUCGCCAUCUGAUCUUUUGUUAAACCAUCAAUACUGAUAAAAUCAUGCACACAGUGAUCUUAAUUGCAACUAUUAUUGGCCACCGAUUUACUGCUCCGUGAAGCGGAUGUCGGAGUUUACUCUUAGUCCUGAUUGCUGCCAUCAUUUUUUCAAGACUAUUUCACUUUCUGCUGGUUUUAUCAUCGGAACAAUUGAAUCCUGCUAUUAUAGCAAUUUAUCUAUUUGACAAUCAUUCCGUACAACUGAAAUAAACUAUUCAUUUUCCUAGUUUACCACUUGGUUGAAGAUGGGAAGGUAACGACAACGGCGUCACAAUAAUGUGGAGGUUCUACCACUCUGAAUCAACCAUGGGACCAGCUCAAGAGUUGUAGCUAUGCUGCCUAGGCAGCAAAAAGACUACAACCAUCUAGCCAGCUAGCUAACGUUAGCAUAUGAGAUCAGUGGCGUCUAUUCAUGGUUGCCAAGGGAAGCCAGGUUUCCCCAAAAAAUUG